AUGCCCUCAAUCAGUGACGAGAUGGGUCAAUGUGGAAGGCCGGGUACAUCACCAUCUGCUUGCACAGGAGACGUGCAAGCGGACUUUAGGAGCCUUGCCCUCGACAGACCGUCAGAGCAGGGUAAAGGGACGUCGGAUGAGCACAUUACUGCUGCUGACUUCCGACACGAACGAGAAACUUUCACAUCUAGUGACACGAGACAAACUGCUAACCUGGCAGUACAGUUGAACGAGUCCCUCGAGAUGGUUUUGAAAGAUCCUGACAGAAUCCGAGGACGAAACGAUGACGCUUCCUGGAGCCAGGCCGUCAAUGAGGAUGACGAUGACGAGGAAGAGAUGCGUUUGAGGGCGGAAGAAGCACAGCUGAACAAAGAGAUCGAGGAGAUCCGACAUCACCUCUUGCUCCGAGCUCAUAAGUUGAAAACCGAGAAGAAUAACCGAUUCAAGCAUGUCCAAACCAUUGCAAAACUAAAGGAAGAUGUCGAAUCGCUAGAGGAACAAGAGCGGGAGGCCGAAGCGCAGUAUCGAGAAGGUCUCGCUCGCAGCAGCAGUUGGUGGAACCCAGGACGGUCCCUCUUUGGAUCGACAGCUGAGCCUGAAGCUGAACGACGCGAGAGAGAUGAAACCCGCGCCGAACGAGCACGAGUGAUCGAGAUAAAUAACAUCCAAAUCGAGCACCACGCCAACGCGCUCUCCCAUUUGGACGACAGUCUCACCAAGACCCGUCAGCGAGUGAGAGAGUUGAAGGCCACCCAGCGGGGGCUUCUCGCGAGGAAGGGGCAAAUACUUAGGGCUAGGAAGGGGACGGGGGCAGGUGGGAGAAAACGUCGACGGAGCGAGGGGGGCGGGGGGGGAAGAGGUUGA
Molecule: messenger RNA, 864 nt
Organism: Zasmidium cellare ATCC 36951
Lineage: Eukaryota; Fungi; Ascomycota; Dothideomycetes; Mycosphaerellales; Mycosphaerellaceae
Exons: 1
Coding region: 1-864 (287 amino acids)
Source: RefSeq, a predicted model, not a curated record